CUCAAAUUGCCUUCCUCUCGAUCGUCCUCUGAUCCCGCCAUCAUCCCCAAAUCUAUAAAUUCCCAAAACCUCUCCGGGCGAGAUUUUCCGUGUCAUCGCCGGGAAAUCGGCUGAUUAGUUCACCGGCGGAAUAUUUUCCGUUGACCUAACCUAUCGAAUUGCAGUGGAUGGUGAGAUGGACUCGAUUGUAUGCACGGCACUGGAGGAAAUCUGCUGCCAGGAAAAAGGGAUUUCUCUAGUUUGUCUCUGGUCAAAGCUCUCUCCUCCUCCUCUCUCUCCUUCCGUCAAGGCUCAUGUCUGGAGAAAUCUGCUAUCGAACCCUCAGCUCCAGUUCAAGGCGAAGAACACAGUGUACGGACCAUCGGAUCCUUCGAUUCAGCAGCUCGAAGACGCUCAUAGACUCGAUUUGACGAUCGUCGCGAACGAGAAGCUCCGAGGUAACUUCGUUGGCUUGUACGAAGCUCAGUCAAGUAACACGCCUAUUCCUCCAAAUCAGCUUCGCCUUCUUGAACUGCUGGCUGUUGCUCGAGCCGAAGGAGGCAAACAGAAUGAGCUUGCUAAAAAGUUUGGCAUCGAAGGGAAUAACUUCUUCUAUGUAAUUAAGCAGCUUGAGUCUCGAGGCUUGGUUGUUAAGCAACCAGUGAUUGUGAAGAAUGAAAAGAAGGAAGUUGAUGGUGAAGGGGAGUACAAAACCACCUCGUGCAUUAGCACCAACUUGAUUCACUUGAGCCGUUACGCCAAGCCUUUGGGUUCACAGCAGAGGUUUGAGAUUUGUAAAGAGGAUAUCGCCGCCGGAGAUAGUCUACAGUCUGAGAGUACAAAACAGGAUACUCUCAUUAAAGAUUUUCUACCAGCAAUGCAGGCAAUUUGUGAUAAGCUUGAAGAAGCUAACGACAAGGUUCUAGUCGUCUCAGACAUUAAGAAAGACCUUGGUUAUCUGGGAUCACAUUCAAGGCAUAGAGCUUGGAGAAGUGUUUGUCGCCGAUUGAUAGAUUCUCAUGUAGUGGAGGAGUUUGAUGCUGUGGUGAACAAUAAGGUUGAGCGAUGCCUCCGUUUGUUAAAAAGAUUUUCAGAGAAAGAUUUUAACGAUUCUGGGAAAAAGCAACUCCUUAAAUUCGGAAGGAAUAUUCCAAAAACAGAACAAACUUUGGAGCUUCCACUAGACAAUCAAAUUUAUGAUAUGAUUGAUGCUGAAGGAUCUAAAGGCUUGGCUGUGAUGGAGGUAUGUAAAAGACUUGGAAUUGAUAAGAAGAAGAGCUAUUCUCGGGUUUCUAGUAUUUUUUCAAGAGUUGGGAUACAUAUACAGGCAGAAAGCCACAAAAAGACUAAUGUAUAUCGAGUUUGGACUUCUCGUAAUGCUGGGUCUGAGUCUUCUGAUAUGGUUCCUGAGAAAGCUGAAAAUAUUAGCAGGGAAAAUAACGUAUCGAUUAAUGAUUUUGGCACACCUCAUGGUACUGGUGGAUUGGCUCAGACCUUCAUCGAAAACAGUUUUGCAGUUUCUGAUGCUGACUUUGAUACACCUGCAAGGUUGACUGAUUCUGAAAGCAAUUCAGGAGUUCUCGAUUGUUCCCCAUCUAAUGCCAAAAGAAGAAAUGUGCUUACACGUCGUAACUUACAAGAAUCAUUCCAUGAGAUCGGUGAUAGGGUUGUUGAUGCUGCAAUGGAGCCCCCUGAUUUGGCUUUGUCAAAAAUGAACCAGCUCGUUCUACAGCAGCCGGCUAAACCAAAAGUGCAUCAACCUCAUCCGAUCACUGUUGAAAACGCUCGAAGAGAGCGGAGAAUACUUGAGCGCUUAAAUGAGGAGAAGUUUGUUUUGAGAGCCGAGCUACACAAAUGGCUUCUCAGUCUAGAGAAGGACAGGAGCUCCAAGGUGGAUAGGAAAACCAUUGACAGAAUUUUAAUCAGGCUUGAACAAGAAGGACUCUGCAAAUGUGAGAGCUUUCGUGUCCCAUAUGUAACUGAUUGUGGUCGUAAUCGUAUCUCUGUGAUAGUUUUCCAUCCAUCUGUUCAAAGAUUCACUCGAGAAGUAGUUAGUCAAAUUCAUGAUAGGAUUAGGUCUUUUGAACUAGGACUCCGUGGCCAGAACUUAUCGAAGAGGAAAAGCAAUGAGCUAAUUCCGAUAUUGAAUGACAUUCAGAGAGGUCAAACUAACGUGGAUUUGGAUUCGCGAGCUAGCAAAUCAGGAGCCAUGCGAGCCAAUGGGUUUGUGCUUGCAAAGAUGGUUCGUGUGAAGCUCCUACACUGUUUCCUUUGGGACUAUUUUAGUUCUUUACCUGGCUGGGACAAUGCGUUUUCUUCAAUAGAUGAUCAUAAAUUUGGGAAUUUAUUUGCACUUGAAGAUGCUUUUAGAGCCAUGCCAUUCGAACUAUUUUUACAAGUUGUUGGAUCUACUCAGAAAGCUGAUGAUAUGAUGAAGAAAUGCAAACAGGUUAUGCGUCUUUCUGAGCUUCCUAGCGAAGAGUAUAAGCUGCUAAUGGAUACCCUUGCGACUGGUAGAUUAUCGAUGCUUAUUGAUAUUUUACGCCGAUUAAAGCUGAUUCAGAUGGUAAGUAAUAGACCCAGACAGGAUGAUAUUGAAGAGAGGUAUGCCAAUUUAACACAUGAAAUGGAGCUUAAGCCUUAUAUAGAGGAACCUGUGUUUGUUCCUGCGACAUCAAAUGUUGAGUCUCUUGAUUUUCGUCCACGUAUUAGGCAUGACUUUAUUCUAUCCAAUAGAGAUGCUGUUGAUGAAUAUUGGCUAACUUUAGAAUAUUGCUAUGCUGCUGCUGAUCACCGAGCUGCUAAGCAAGCAUUUCCGGGAUCUGUUGUUCAAGAGGUAUACGUUUUCCGUUUCCGUUCUUGGGCCUCAGAUCGUGUCAUGACAGCAGAACAGCGUGCUAAGCUCUUACAGUGUAUUGCAGUCGACGAGAAGGGAAAACUCUCAUUCAAAGAGUGUGAGAAGAUUGCUAAGGAACUGAAUCUGACCUUAGAGCAGGUUAUGCAUGUCUAUCAUGCGAAGCAUGGAAGACGCGCGAAAUCAAAAUCAAAAAAUAAAAAUCACGCUUCAGAAGAUAAUCCUUCUUCAUCUUCUGGGAAAAGAAAAAGAGCAGCCCCUGUAAAAACUACCGGAAAAGGUGUCAAAUCCAUAAUAGUAGAUGGACAAAAGGUUCUAGAUUCUGAUGCCAUUGAUGUCUCAAAUAGUGAGAAUUUUCUGAAUUCAUUACAAGAAGACCACACCGUCGUUCCGAUGCAUCAGGAGCACAAUCCACAAAAAAAUGCAGAGAUAAGGGAUAUUACUGAAGAUGAAGGCCAGUGUUCUUCUCUAAUCAACCAGUAUGCAAGUUCAAAGACCACGUCAGCUCCUUCACAAAGAUUUUCAUGGUCAGAAGAGGCGGACAGGAAAUUGUUGAGUCAAUAUGUUAGACACCGCGCGAAGCUUGGGGCAAAAUUCUCUGGAGUAAAUUGGGCUUCAGUUCGAGGACUGCCGGCGCGUCGUUCAGCUUGCAAGCGACGGAUUCAAAUAUUGAUGAAGAAUGUUGAUUUUCGGAAGGCGGUCAUGAGGCUUUGCAAUCUGCUGGGGGAGCGUUAUGCAAAACAUCUAGAGACGAAACAGAAGUGUGUGCCCGAGAGCAACAGUUCACAUGUUCUUGUUAGAUACUCAUCCCAGGCCAUUGGCGGAACGGAUUCCGAUUGUGUUGAUCAUGGUAAAGAUACUUGUUCUGAUGAAGAAAAAUGGGAUGACUUCAAUGAAAAGAGUAUAAGUCAAGCCUUUAAUGAUGUUCUUGAGCUAAAGAAGAUGGCUAAACUGGUGGCCCCUAAACGGACGAGACCUGGCUCUCGGGAAUGGUCAAAGAGAGAUAUAGUUGAUGAGGGGAGUGAAAUGGUUCCACCUGCAAUGGACUCAGAGGACAUUCAAAAUGUUUCUGUGGAUCAAGUUAAAGAAACAUCUCGACGAUCUGGUCAUUAUCGUCCUCAUCAAACUUUUAAGCCUUUAGAUGAAAAUGACAAUGGUAGUAUACAAGUACGGAAAUCUCUGGCAGUUUCUACUGCUGUAGAACUGUUGAAGCUUGUCUUUCUGAGCAUGCCCACUGCACCUGGUAUGCCAAAUUUGCUGGAAGAUACCUUACGACGAUAUUCAGAGAGAGACCUGUUUACAGCCUAUAGCUACCUCCGAGACAAAAAAAUCCUGGUUGGUGGAAGUGGUGGACAACCCUUUGUGCUUUCUCAGAACUUCUUGCACAGUAUUUCAAAGUCUCCAUUCCCGGCUAAUACUGGGGCAAGAGCAGCCAAGUUUUCCAGUUGGCUUCUCGAACAUGAAAGAGACCUAAUGACUGGGGGAGUCGCUCUUACCUCAGAUUUACAAUGCGGUGAUGUUUUGAAUUUAUUUUCAUUGGUUUCUUCUGGUGAGCUCUCUAUAUCUGUAUCCUUACCGGAAGAAGGUGUUGGAGAGCCUGGAGAUCGAAGAGGUUUAAAACGUAGAGCUGAUGACAUAGAAGAAUCUGAAGCUGAUAAUGCCAAGAAAUCAAAGCUACUCGGCGAAGGUGAAAUCAACUUCCGUAAGGAAAAGGGUUUCCCUGGUAUAGCAGUAUCUGUUCGUCGUGUAACUCUACCAACUGCUAACGCAAUAGAGUUGUUUAAAGAUGAUGACUCUCGCACUGGUGAACUUCAUUUUAACUCGGGAGAAACAAAUAUUGGCGGUGAAUCUGAUGAUACGAAGGAACUUCUUAACUCUACAGAUGCUACUGUCGUACCAGGCAGUCAAGGUGAUUCUCCCUGGCAAGCGAUGGCUAGUUUUGCUAGUAUUUCUAUGGCCAAAAUUGCAGACGAGCAAGUGAGUUUAUUCAGUCCCAGGGUUUUUGAAACCGUUUCCAACUCCCUUCAGAAGGCUGGUGACCAAGGUCUGAGCAUUGAAGAAGUCCACCGUCUUAUUGAUCUUACAGGCAAGGAAGAUUGUGAUUGCGUUGUAGAUGUACUUCAAACAUUUGGGCUAGCUUUGAAGGUAAAUGGGUAUGACAAUCCCCGUGUUGUCCAUUCCUUCUACCGAUCAAAGUACUUCUUGACAUUGGAGGAGGGUAAAACUUCCGACAAUAAUCUUCAACUGCCUUUACCAGUGAAUUACCUAGAGAGAGCUUUUGGGGAACAUAGGUCAGACGAUGUCUCUACCAUCUGCAUUACUUCACAGGGCGAGCAAGAGAACGUCGCUGGGAACAGCGUUCACAAGGUUACAAUUCUUAACCUUCCUGAAAUUGCUCAAACAUGCGGUUCGCACGAAGCAUCUAUCGAAGCUCCUUCUGUUACUCCUUUUGUUACUUUUGGAACGGGUACCAAAGGUGAAACAAAGGAAUCGACUUCUGAGAUAUCACCUGUGCCUAUAUUUCCAUUUCCAUGGGUAAACGCAGAUGGGUCCAUAAAUAAAGUCGUCUUUGAUGGACUUGUUCGCCGUGUUUUAGGUACCGUCCUGCAAAAUCCCGGUAUACCAGAGGACGAGAUCGUAAACCGAAUGGAUGUACUAAAUCCUCAGAGCUGUAGAAAGCUUCUGGAGUUGAUGACACUCGACGGGUAUAUAAAAGUGAGGGAAAUGGUGCAAACCAAAUUCACCGGUCCUCCGUCUCUGUUAAGCAGUCUUCUCGUAGCCGGUCCUAGAAAACCGGAGCUUAUCCGCCGCAGACACUUCUUCGCCAACUCCAAGGGACUCUUUGCCCUGUAAAUGUAGUAAGAUGCCUCUUAUGGUUUCUAGAUUCAGUCGAAAACGUUGUCGUGUCGAUGCAAUAAAUUUACUAAUGUUAUUAUAUAGAGAAAAUUGCUGAAUGGGAUGUUUUUAAAUUUUAAA
Molecule: messenger RNA, 5809 nt
Organism: Eutrema salsugineum
Lineage: Eukaryota; Viridiplantae; Streptophyta; Magnoliopsida; Brassicales; Brassicaceae
Exons: 17
Coding region: 176-5686 (1836 amino acids)
Biological process (GO): transcription initiation at RNA polymerase III promoter; 5S class rRNA transcription by RNA polymerase III
Cellular component (GO): transcription factor TFIIIC complex
Molecular function (GO): DNA binding
Source: RefSeq, a predicted model, not a curated record